AUGGAUUGGGUCGAUUCUUUUGUACCAAAUGAAUGCCAAUGGAUGCCAUUUUACUUCGAAAAUGACAUUGAGAACAUUGACGACAAAAAGGCGCCGUUUGUUCCUCUUACCCACGACGUCUGUGUACAAUUUGUCGACUUUAUGAACCUCAGCAAGGAUGACAUACUUCUCGAUAUGGGAUGUGGAGACGGUCGCAUACUUAUACAAAGUUUGUUGGCAAGUGAGUGUAAAGAAGGGUAUGGUAUUGAUAUAGAGCCGGAAGCCAUUCAACGCGCCGAAACCAAUAAAGUGCGCAGCCAAUGUCAAAAGCCACUUCACUUAGUGUGUGGUGACUUCUUUACGACCAAAGAAAUUCCUUGGGAUAAGAUCACUGUAGUCUCUCUUUAUCUACUUCCAGAAGUCCUCGACUUGCUUUACCCACUUCUCGAAGAAAAACUUCACCACACAACUCUAUACACUGCGGUAUUCCCUUUUGGAGAAAAUACAAAAUUUGGUGUCCACGAACACACGCCAUUUCCCGAUUUCUACAAGUACAAAUUCUGA
Entamoeba invadens IP1 is the source of this 543-nucleotide messenger RNA. RefSeq lists its product as hypothetical. Bases 1 to 543 code for a protein of 180 amino acids. The record is from RefSeq and is a predicted model, not a curated record. Gene Ontology annotation, molecular function: protein-lysine N-methyltransferase activity. Gene Ontology annotation, biological process: positive regulation of proton-transporting ATP synthase activity, rotational mechanism; peptidyl-lysine trimethylation; regulation of mitochondrial ATP synthesis coupled proton transport. Gene Ontology annotation, cellular component: mitochondrion. NCBI's taxonomy places the organism in Eukaryota, Evosea, Mastigamoebida, Endamoebidae. The transcript is spliced from 2 exons.